This is a messenger RNA of Bicyclus anynana (squinting bush brown), 643 nucleotides long. RefSeq lists its product as uncharacterized. NCBI's taxonomy places the organism in Eukaryota, Metazoa, Arthropoda, Insecta, Lepidoptera, Nymphalidae. The record is from RefSeq and is a predicted model, not a curated record. The transcript has 5 exons. The coding region runs from base 205 to 540 and encodes 111 amino acids.
CGUCAAGUAUUGUAUCAGUGUUUACUGUAGUCGGAUAUAUCAGAAAUACUUGAUAUCUCAUAUUUAUAUGUUUUAAUAGUGCUUAGUGACAAACGUUAUUUUAACAUAUUGCAGUUUUAUAACAAGUUCAGAAUUAAACUCAGAAUCUGAUGUUGACGCCCCUUUUUUGAAAAACUAAAUUUAAUAGAAAACAGAUAAGAAAACAUGAAGAAAUCACUUGUGUUAUGCAUUGCCUUGACCGCUUUGGUAGUUCUUACAGAAUCAAAAGUUAUAAGCAAAGAAAGUAUAAAGAAUCCUUGUCUUCAUAAGUGCAAUGAUGAAGUAGCAAGAAGAAAAAGACACUUGCCAGACAUUUUAAACACUGCGUCAAAUAUAGUUGACAAUACUUUGCAAAGAACCUUCGGUUUCAUCACACAGUUGCGUGCGCAGAGACUUAACGCCCAAAGGCCUCAAAUUGUGAACAUUGGCAACGGUAGAAAUAACGUCAACCAUGUCUAUAUGAAUGGCGGAGGCCGCCCCAAUCGGUGGUGGAACUACUAAUACGAAGUCAUACAAUUUACGUUCUUUUACCUUAAAUAAAAUAUUGUGUUAACAUUUAGUAAGUCUACAAAUAAAAUUACUUUCGUUAUUUAUUUAUUUAGCU